This is a messenger RNA of Cicer arietinum (chickpea), 1785 nucleotides long. RefSeq names its product protein ENHANCED PSEUDOMONAS SUSCEPTIBILITY 1-like. The record is from RefSeq and is a predicted model, not a curated record. NCBI's taxonomy places the organism in Eukaryota, Viridiplantae, Streptophyta, Magnoliopsida, Fabales, Fabaceae.
CGUGAGCCCUCCAUCUCACCCACAAAAUCACAAUUAAUUCAAUCUAAGCACAAUUCACCUAAAAUAUGAGUUCAGUCCAAGUGAUUUCCACCACUACAAUUUAUGCACCAAAUCACAAUUUGGGUAAUAACUCAACUGAUCAAGAAAUUGAUCUAACUCCAUGGGAUCUUCAAUUCCUUCCAUUUGGAGUAAACCAAAAGGGCCUUCUAUAUCACCACCCUAAAGAACUAAACACAUCAAAUCAAAUCCAUCAUCUUAAACACUCUCUUUCCACAACCCUAGAUUUUUUUCCUCCAUUUACAGGCCGUCUCAAAAUCACUGAACAUCGAGACAAUACUAUCUCGUGUUCAAUCACGUGCAACAAUGAAGGUGCACUCUUUCUCCACGCCAUAGCAAAAAAUACUAGUGUCGCUGACAUCCUUGAACCGACCUAUCUUCCCCCUAUUCUCCACUCAUUUUUUCCACUUAACGGAGUUAAAAACUACCAAGGAACAUCACAACCAUUGCUUGCCGUCCAAGUAACGGAGUUACUUGACGGCAUCUUCAUUGGCUUCACAAUCAACCAUGUAGUUGUUGAUGGCAAAUCAAUUUGGCAUUUCGUCAAUUCAUGGGCCGAAAUCUCCAAAGGUUGUCUUAAAACAUCGAAACUCCCAACCUUUGAACGAUGGUUUCCAAAUAACAUUAUUCAACGUCCUAUUCGUUUUCCUUUCACAAUAGAGCAACAAAAUAAUAACUCUAAUAAUAAAGGUGAAGAUCAAAAUCUCAACCCACCGGAGAGGUUAUUUCAUUUCACAAAAGAGAAUAUUGCAAAACUCAAACUCAAAGCCAACAUAGAAGUUGGUACAAAGAAAUUAUCUUCAUUACAAGCUCUUUUCACUCAUAUUUGGCGCUCCAUAAUACGUUCUAAACUACUGGAGCCACAAGAAGAAGUAAAAUACAUGGUGGUUAUAGGGAUUAGACCAAGGUUGGUUCCUGCUUUGCAAGAAGAUUAUUUUGGGAACGCUAUGAUAAUUUGUGGGGUGACAAUGAAAGUUGGUGAAUUGUUGGAAGAAGGUGGACUUGGUAAAAGUGCUUGGGAGAUGAAUAAGAUGAUUGCUUUGCACUCUGAUGAGAAGUUGAAGAAACAUUAUGAGACUUGGUCGAAAACGCCGACUUUUAUUACGCCUGGUAGUGUGGCUAAUAGUAAUACAUUGGUGACUAGUAGUUCACCUUGGUUUGAUGUUUAUGGUAAUGAUUUUGGUUGGGGAAAACCUGUCGGUGUUCGAAGUGGGGGUGCAAAUAAAAAAAAUGGGAAGAUUAGUGUGUUUGCUGGUGUAGAAGAAGGUAGUAUGGACCUUGAAGUGUGUCUUCCUUAUGAAAUUUUGGAGGCAAUUGGAAAUGAUCCAGAGUUUAUGGCUUUUGUAUCCAUCUAAGCCUAUGAGAUAUUAUCUCUGGAAUGAAAUAUAAAUAAAAAUAGUAGUUGAAAAGUUGAUAUAUUUAAAUUAAAUUUUUAAUUAAAUACAUCAAAGCUUCAACUAUCAUUUUUAUUUUUAUUUUAUUAUAGAUUUAAUAUGAGGUUUGAAAUAUGCAAUUAGAUCAUUUGGUUUGUACUGUGAAAUGCAUAAAUAUGUUAAAUUUAGUUUUGUAGUUUUCAUUACAUGUAUAUGACAAGAAACCUUUGAUAUUUGGUUUCUAUGUCUGAUAUAUUGAAUGUGAUGACUUGUGACUUAAUUGUAUCAAGUUGUAUUAUGUGUGGUAAGUACUCAAUUUUAUUUGGGUAAAAUAAAAUCAAUUGUUUUUCGUAAA